UUGCUGACAGGCUGAGCGGCAGCGGCUUCUUAGAACGGCUCACUUUAUCAGUGGCAGCGCACACGCAGCACAGGAAAGAGCGCUAUCACCGCCGAGGAAAGGCACGCCAACAGAGCAACAAACAACCCAGCUGCUUCUCUCUCAACUGAUGGGUUAUAACUUUAGAUUAAUCGUCUAAGAGGGGUGGGGAACAAGGCUUUCCCCCUUUUUUGUAUUGGUAGAACAGCAGAGAAAGAUUAAGCCUGCGCUGCACUUUUUUUUUUGGUGUGUUUUUAUUUUUUGAUGGAUUGUAUGGCUUGAAAUCUACGGUGAUGCAACCAGAAGAUCUUGUACGCCAAGACAUGCAGUUUUAUUAUGUGGGUGAGCACACCUGGGCCACCAUGCUGGGGCAGAGCGUGAGGCUGCAGCCAGUGCCCAUCCAGAGCCUGUCUGAGCUGGAGCGUGCCCGUCUGCAGGAGGUGGCCUUCUACCACCUGGAGGAGCGUGACCUCAACCUCAACAUCAGCAUUCCACGAGAGACUCGAAAGAGAAGGAAGUCCUUGCGGAGAAAGUUUGACUCCUUCUCAAAAGAGAAAAAAGAACGAGAGACGGCCCCCAAGGCAUUCGGCAUCGCCCUGUCACAAGUCAUCACAAACGACCGAGCGCGUAAGCAGCGUCAGGAUGCCCUGAAGGAGAGCCGUCGGGACUGCUUGGACCUGGAAGCCAGCGUCCUGCGAUUCCGAGCGGAGAAACGGCAGCACGACAACGGAAACAACCCACCUCGCAGCACCGCCUCCACCCCUGCCGCCACCUCCACCCUGGAGCUCCACAACAAGCCACUGUCUCCCACCUUCCAGGACAAAACUUCCAGGGCCCACCGCAGGGGAGGCCUGUCGGUGGACUCCAUCUCUGACCUGGUGGAGAGCCAGUCUCGGCUGCUGGAGGCCUUGCAGCUCUCCCACCCAAACGAGCUGGACAUCAAGAAGGCGACAGGCCGCGCCCAGACCAAGCUCAGCCUCAACCCCAUCUACAGGCAGGUGCCCCGCGUGGUGGAGCGCUGCUGCUGCCACAUCGAGGCCUACGGGCUGCAGACUGUGGGGAUCUUUCGUGUUGGAAGCUCAAAGAAGAGAGUCCGGCAGCUGAGGGAAGAGUUUGACCAGGGGAACGAUGUCUUUCUGGAUGACGAGCAAAGUGUUCACGAUGUUGCAGCCCUGUUGAAAGAGUUCCUGAGGGAUAUGCCUGAUCCCCUGCUGCCCCGCGAGCUCUACUCUGCAUUCCUGCAUGCCAACAGCCUGAGGGGAGAGGACCAGCUCACGUACCUGCAGCAGCUGAUCUACCUGCUGCCGCCAUGCAACUGCGACACUCUCUUCCGGCUGCUAACACUUCUGCACACCGUGCAGAGUCAUGCCCAGGACAGCAUGAGCCCAGAAAACCAAGAGAUUCCAGGAAACAAAAUGACCGCGGCUAACUUGGCGGUGAUAUUUGGACCCAACCUGCUCCAGAGGGAAUACAGCACAGAGAAAGAGUCCAGCUCACAGGCCCUGGGAAUCGAGGACAGCGCGGCUGUCAUAUCCGUCACACUGCUGCUCAUCCAGAACUACAAAAACCUGUUUACGGUUUCUGCAGAGCUCCAGCAGGAGGUGCUAAUGAGCCUCAUCCAGACGGACCCCGACAUCAUUGAUUACCUCCUGCGAAGGAAACUCAGUCAUCUGACCAAUGAGGUGGACGCAGGAGGCAGGCGAGACAAGGCGUCGAUGGACUCGGUGGGUCAUUCCAGCGAGGACCUGUCGUCCCUGGAGGCCCCUUCUCCACUGUUCCCUGAGGACCAGGAGGACGGCAGCCUGUGCAGCGAGGUGUUCCUCAACGUGCUGCGGCUCAACCAGAACAGGAACCGGUCCUCUGAGGACGGGCCAGGGAAGUGCGUCGGCCACAUCAGGCAUUUCCACUCCCACCACAACCUGCUGAGCCUGGGCCAAGCCUUGCCCCAGUCCACCUCUGAGGACAGGGACCCCCGGGACAGGCCAGCACCGGAGGGGGGGCAGGCGUGCGAGGGGGGGAGCGCCGUUUACAGCCAGGGUCAGGGCCCCGGUGCAGCAAAAACUCAGUCCCCCGGGGACAGCAUAUGGGUGAGGCAGAGCAGCACAGACGAGGGCAAACCUCAGCCCACAAACUUCUGGGACUUUUUCACCGGAACCGUCACCGGAUCAGAAACCAUCGUAUGAUCUGGCAAUGCAGCGCGAGAGACACUUUGGACUAUCCAUCCGCCCAAUUCAAAGACACACAAAGACACAGUCAUACAGAGUUGCACCCAUUCAUGUGAACACACGUACGCACGGAGGUAGACAAAUAUAAAUUUUUACAAUUACCAUUGGAAUUGGGGUCACAGUGGCACUUGGUUCUUUUAAUCAUGUGCAAGCCAAUAUCUAUGUGCUCCUUCAAAAGACUAGUUGAUCACGUUGUGAUUGCAUGUAAUUAUGCGUUUAAGAUAUGAAGGACAUACAUGUACAUGAAACUGAUAAGAAGUUGUAAAUAUCACAUAGGCUUUUCCCAGACUUUAGUUGUCUAUUUGUUUUUUUGUUUAGCAUAGAGAACAGUCACAACCAAUAUGACAGAAAUGCAACAAAAAUCAUUUGGAGCUUUGGGAGGUUACUCAGAGAUAAAAUCUCUCCUUUCUCUUUCUCUUUUAAAUAUCAAACUUGCCUGCCACGGAUUCCCCUCUUAAGGCAGCUGUCAAUAGCCACAUGUUCUGCAAUUGCAUGAAUUCUGCAAGUUCAAAAGCAACACCCAAGACACACAAACUCUUCAUUCUCAGAAAACUUGCUCCAAAAAUGUGCAUCUCUUUGCUGAAUUAAAAGCAUAAUGGUAGUCUAAAUAAAUAAAAUGGUUUUAUCAAA
This is a messenger RNA of Anguilla anguilla (European eel), 2873 nucleotides long. It is a transcript of the gene arhgap36, whose product is annotated as Rho GTPase activating protein 36. Lineage: Eukaryota; Metazoa; Chordata; Actinopteri; Anguilliformes; Anguillidae. Gene Ontology annotation, biological process: signal transduction. Bases 312 to 2201 code for a protein of 629 amino acids. The transcript is spliced from 12 exons. The record is from RefSeq and is a predicted model, not a curated record.